This is a messenger RNA of Pseudophryne corroboree (corroboree frog), 7407 nucleotides long. It is a transcript of the gene XPO7, whose product is annotated as exportin 7. The transcript is spliced from 28 exons. Gene Ontology annotation, molecular function: nuclear export signal receptor activity; small GTPase binding. Gene Ontology annotation, biological process: protein export from nucleus. Gene Ontology annotation, cellular component: cytoplasm; nuclear pore. Bases 100 to 3468 code for a protein of 1122 amino acids. The record is from RefSeq and is a predicted model, not a curated record. NCBI's taxonomy places the organism in Eukaryota, Metazoa, Chordata, Amphibia, Anura, Myobatrachidae.
CCGCUGCGAGCCGCGCGCCCUUCCCCAAUAUGUCCGCCGAAAAGCUUCACCCGUAAUCAAUAUGGCGGCGCCGUGCACUCAGCCCCUCCUCUGUUGUCUAUGGUUGCGGGGAUCCCUAAGCGCACCUGCGCAGUCCGUUGUGCGAGGCCCUGCGCAUGCGUAGUUCGUUCCUCGGGGGGGACAGAGGAGCAUGAAUGGAGCAAGAUGGCGGAUCCUGUGCAGAGUCUAGCCCAGCUAGAGAUCCUGUGCAAGCAGCUUUAUGAGACUACAGACACCAGCACCCGGCUGCAGGCUGAGAAAGCCCUAGUGGAGUUCACCAACAGCCCCGAGUGUUUGAGCAAGUGCCAGCUGCUGUUGGAGCGAGGGAGUUCCUCCUAUUCCCAGUUACUUGCUGCCACGUGUCUCACCAAACUUGUGUCCCGGACCAGCAAUCCGCUGCCACUGGAGCAGAGAAUCGAUAUACGGAACUAUGUGCUGACUUACCUGGCCACCCGCCCCAAGCUCGCUUCAUUCGUGACCCAGGCCCUGAUACAGCUGUAUGCCCGAAUCACCAAGCUGGGCUGGUUUGACUGUCAGAAGGAGGACUAUGUGUUCCGUAGUGCCAUUGUGGAUGUCACGCGCUUCCUGCAGGACAGCGUGGACUAUUGCGUCAUUGGAGUCAGUAUUUUGUCACAGUUGACCAAUGAAAUCAACCAGGCUGAUGCCACACACCCCCUGACCAAGCACCGUAAAAUCGCCUCAUCCUUCCGAGACUCAUCCUUGUUUGAUAUCUUCACACUGUCCUGCAACCUACUCAAACAGGCAUCAGGAAAGUCUUUGCUCCUGUCUGACGGGUCUCAGCAUGAUCUGCUCAUGCAGCUUCUCAAACUCACCCACAACUGUCUGAACUUUGACUUUAUUGGCACAUCGACCGAUGAGUCCUCUGAUGACCUCUGCACAGUGCAGAUCCCCACAAGCUGGCGCUCAGCUUUCCUGGAUUCGUCCACACUACAGCUCUUUUUUGACUUGUAUCAUUCCAUUCCGCCAAACUUCUCCCCACUGGUCCUCUCAUGUCUGGUACAGAUUGCAUCUGUGCGGCGUUCCUUAUUUAAUAAUGCAGAAAGAGCCAAGUUCCUCUCUCACUUGGUGGACGGAGUGAAGAGAAUUUUAGAAAAUCCCCAAAGCCUGUCUGACCCCAAUAAUUACCACGAGUUCUGCCGUCUGCUGGCCCGGCUGAAGAGUAAUUACCAGCUAGGAGAGCUAGUCAAGGUGGAGAAUUACCCCGAAGUCAUCAGACUCAUCGCUAACUUUACAGUCACCAGUCUUCAGCACUGGGAAUUUGCCCCCAAUUCGGUGCAUUACCUCCUGAGCCUGUGGCAGCGUCUCGCGGCGUCUGUGCCCUACGUGAAGGCUACGGAACCUCAUCUUCUGGAAACCUACACACCGGAGGUGACCAAAGCCUACGUUACAUCUCGCCUGGAGUCUGUGCACAUUAUCCUCAGGGACGGACUUGAAGACCCCCUGGAAGAUGCAGGUCUGGUGCAGCAACAGCUGGACCAACUUUCCACCAUCGGGCGCUGCGAGUAUGACAAGACUUGUGCUCUCCUAGUGCAACUAUUCGACCAAUCAGCACAGACCUAUCAGGAGCUUCUGCAGAGUGGGUCCGCCCCCAGUAUGGAGCUGACUGUGCAGGAAGGGCGACUCACUUGGCUGGUUUACAUUAUUGGCGCAGUGAUUGGCGGCCGGGUCUCUUUUGCCAGCACCGAUGAGCAGGAUGCUAUGGACGGAGAACUGGUGUGUCGAGUGCUGCAGCUGAUGAACCUCACAGACUCGCGCCUGGCACAGGCUGGCAAUGAGAAGCUGGAACUCUCCAUGCUGAGCUUCUUUGAGCAAUUCAGGAAAAUAUACAUUGGGGAUCAAGUACAGAAGUCAUCCAAGCUUUACCGCCGUCUCUCGGAAGUGUUGGGUCUGAAUGAUGAAACCAUGGUGCUGAGUAUCUUCAUCGGUAAAAUAAUCACGAAUCUCAAGUACUGGGGUCGCUGUGAGCCCAUAACGUCCAAGACUCUGCAGCUGCUGAAUGACUUGUCCAUAGGAUACAGCAGUGUCCGGAAGCUGGUGAAACUCAGCGCCGUCCAGUUCAUGCUAAACAACCACACAAGCGAGCACUUCUCUUUCCUGGGGAUCAACAGCCAGUCCAACCUGUCAGACAUGCGCUGCCGAACCACCUUCUACACUGCACUGGGGCGCCUCCUCAUGGUGGACUUAGGAGAGGAUGAGGAACAGUUUUCCCAGUUCAUGAUGCCUCUCACUGCUGCCUUCGAGUCAAUGGCCCAAAUGUUCAACACCAACAACUUCAAUGAGCAGGAAGCCAAGAGGAGUCUGGUUGGGCUGGUGAGAGACCUGAGAGGAAUCGCCUUUGCAUUCAACGCGAAGAGUAGUUUCAUGAUGCUGUUUGAUUGGAUAUACCCAGCUUACAUGCCCAUCCUGCAGAGAGCUCUAGAACUUUGGUUCCAUGAUCCGGCCUGUACUACACCGAUCCUCAAGCUGAUGGCAGAGCUGGUACACAACAGGUCACAGAGGCUACAGUUUGAUGUCUCAUCUCCGAAUGGUAUUCUUCUCUUCCGAGAGACCAGUAAAAUGAUCACCACCUAUGGUAACAGGAUCCUGACCCUGGGGGAGCUUCCUAAGGAGCAGCUCUAUGUUCUGAAGUUGAAGGGUAUCUCCAUAUGUUUCUCGGUGCUAAAAGCUGCUCUUAGCGGCAGCUACGUCAACUUUGGGGUCUUCCGCCUGUACGGGGAUGAAGCUCUGGAUAAUGCUCUUCAGACCUUUGUCAAAUUACUGCUGUCUGUGCCACACAGUGAUCUACUGGAUUACCCGAAGCUCAGUCAGUCGUACUACUCGCUCUUGGAGGUGCUGACUCAGGAUCACAUGUCUUUCAUCGCCAGCCUGGAGCCCCGUGUAAUCAUGUACAUUCUGUCCUCCAUCUCAGAGGGGCUGACUGCUCUGGACACCAUGGUGUGUACAGGCUGCUGCUCCUGUUUAGACCACAUAGUCACAUACCUCUUCAAGCAGCUGUCCCGCAGUGGCAAGAAAAGGGGGGCGCCCCCACCGCAAGAGAGCGAGCGCUUCCUGCACAUAAUGCAGCAGCAUCCGGAGAUGAUCCAGCAGAUGCUCUCCACGGUUCUCAACAUCAUCAUAUUUGAAGACUGUCGAAAUCAGUGGUCUAUGAGCCGACCAUUACUGGGCCUGAUCCUCCUCAAUGAGAAGUAUUUCUCGGACCUCCGGAGAAGCAUCGUCAGCAGUCAGCCCCCCGAGAAACAGCAAGCCAUGCACCUUUGCUUCGAAAACUUAAUGGAAGGAAUAGAAGGCAAUCUCCUCACCAAAAAUAGAGACAGGUUCACGCAAAAUCUCUCCGCCUUUCGACGAGAAGUCAACGACUCAAUGAAAAACUCAGCCUGCGGCCCCAACAGUAACGAGAUGAUGAGCUGACCUCUCCCCACACCUUCCACCAUCCUCUCCCCACCAUCUUCCUCUCCUUGUACAAAACCCUGCACAUUUUUUGGUAAUGUUUUGAAUUCUUUCUACGGAUAGGGGAAAAAUAUGGCGAGUGGAUCUCUGCCCCCUCCCCCCUUUCCACAGAGCGGAGGCAGGUGGGGUGCUUAUGAGCGAAUGUGAGAGACACCUGUUCACCUGGACUGAGCCCUAUUGAAAAUUACAAUUAUAUAUAUAUAUAUAAAAUUAUAUAUAUGUAUGUAUGUGUCCUUUUGAGUGACCAGUAAAACCACCCUUCCCCUUCCACAGAUUUCCCAUCCCCACGAGCGUGGAUGUAUGGAGGAUGGGCAGUGCAUUGUUAGUUGGAGGUGCUGCAGAGGCUGCUUUGAAAGGGUGUAAAGGUUCUGCAAGGACAUUUUGUAUUAAUGCUCUAUGCUGGGGGAGGCAGCCCCUCUCACUGCUGUUCUGACUGUAGGGUGAAUGAUUAGCAGCACAACGUUCUCUCGGUGAAUCUGUGACGCAAGGUGGAUGCAACUAGAGAUAAUUCCAGGCCGCCGUUCAGCACUUACAUGUCCACACUGAAGUAUUGGGAGACCAGUAGUUUAUAACAAAGUGCUUAUAGUCCACAGUGUGACCAGUAGUUGCCUCAAUACACCUGGAGGGAUCUCACAGAACUGUGCAGUAUUGUUAGGACUGUGUUGGGGGUUGUUAUUGUGCUUGUAUAGGAGUUGCAGCUUUUCUCCUAACAAAUGGAUUUGAUCCACAGUAGAAUUACUGCCUGUAAUGUACCUGUUACUUGAUAGGACUGCUGCAUAGAUAGGUAACCUGUAUCUGAGCUCCAGGCUCCAGCUAGCCGGUAACCCGUAUCUGAGCUCCAGGCUGCAGCUAGCCGGUAACCCGUAUCUGAGCUCCAGGCUGCAGCUAGCCGGUAACCCGUAUCUGAGCUCCAGGCUGCAGCUAGCCGGUAACCCGUAUCUGAGCUCCAGGCUGCAGCUAGCCGGUAACCCGUAUCUGAGCUCCAGGCUGCAGCUAGCCGGUAACCCGUAUCUGAGCUCCAGCUAGCUGGUAACAUGUAAUCAACAGUAACUAGGAGGCCCAGCCUGUCUGAGUCUAGUGCUUGGUUACUGGUCUGGAUGUGGAAUGCAGGCUGCUGUUUGGAUUGUUGCUAAUAAGCAUUACCAUCUAAAGAAUUGUCUUAGUGGGGUGGUGACAACAAACUGUCUGGUGUCCCCAGCAGCUGAACAUCUAACAUUCCCCACUACACGCCUGCCAUCGCUCAGCACUACGGCACCAGAGCUGCUCACACAUUUCGUACUUCAUCCAGCAAUUGCUGAGUGAUUAAAAUCCAUUCGCAUUUUAAUUAUUCACAGAUAAUGGCGCUUGGUGAUGAGGACAUGGCUCUGGUUAUUGACACAUCUGUUUGUAUAGGGCAGGUGCCCUGUGGCAAUCCCUGUUGUUGGCAGGCAGAGUGGUGUAGAUGUUCCUGUGGGGUCUCGCAGGUAGUGACAUUCUAACACUCACAGAUAAGACCGUUCUAUAGAUAAUGUGACCAUCCCCAUUGUGGCUUAAACAGGUUCAAAGAGCGAGCAGUGUCCAAAAUGCUUAGUUCAAAACAUUUUACUCCAAUUAUUAUUGAACUGAGUCAUUCUGAAUAUAUAGCAUUGGGCAAACCACGCAGCAGCAGGAUCUGUGUAUAUGAGAGGUGGACCGUGCGUCUAUCCUCAUCCUGAUGGCUCUGGCCUUCUUUUUGUAUCCCAUUCCUCCAUGAAUGUUUUUGAUGUAGCCCACAAGAGAGCACCCUGCUCUCCUGUUGCCAGUGCAUGGCAUGGGCCUUUCCUGCAGGUACCCAGAUGAUAGAGCUGCACUGUCUAGAUAGACAGUCAAUAAGUUGACAGGUUCAAAAGGUCGACACAUGUUUUCACAACAUUUGCUUGAUUUACUAUCCACGUGGACUAUGAUUGCCUGAAGCGUGUGAGCGAAGCAAGCCUGCAAGGGUCUACGUUUCUACUGAUGGAGGUCAAAGGACAUGAAAUAGACAAAAUUUGGUUAAAAAAAAACAAAACGUGUGUUGACCUUUUGUCUGUCUACCUGAUAUAACACACCCUCCUGGGGCUGGAUGGGCGUAGUGCUGCUAGAAGACAUGCAGAAUCAGGGCUCUACAGCAUGUCUGCAGUGACCUCCUCCUAAGCAACUAGUCAGACUGGUUAGGUAGCACUAUGCACCAUGAAUGGGUCAUACACUAAUGCUAUAUCUACCGCAACACAUGUGGAGGUAGGGGGAUAUAUUCUGGGAUUCCUACUGAUUAAUGCAAAUUUACUAUUACAUUUAGGCCAAAUAAAACAGUGGGUGAGCAUUGCUGGGAUGACGUGUGCUGUCUGCAGGUUAUACAGUAAUAAAGUACUGCAAAAGAGAUGGAAGAACUAUUCAGGAGCUUAGAAACUUUUAAAUACACCAAUAUCUUCAUUAAAUGAGACAUUUGCAAAUCAUAUAAUGUGAACCUAAAACCCACAGCAGACCAUUUAUAUUAUUUUUAGCUCAGCAGCCUGGUUACAGAAUUUAUUGGAAACUCCUGCUUAAGGGGGAUAUUCAGUUACUGCACCUGAUCAAUGCAAUUAGUGGGGAUUACUUGAUCUUGGACUGAACCUUGCGUAAAGUCUGUGAGAAAAUAGAAAAAAAAAAUGGAGGUUUGUGCUUGGGGAAACCCCACUGAUUCUGCAGAUAUUGCAGUAGCAGUGGGUUUCUGCGUGUGAACCCCAGAUUUUUAGGCAAUUUAACUAAAAAGCCUUUCCCUGCGUUUUAGCCACAAUGUAAACCCGGCAGCUAAUUGAAUAACUCCCCCAGAAUUUCCUUUUUAUGGGAUGAGCACCUCAAUCUGUUAAAUGGACAUUCUGGGGGUAAUUCGAUUAGCCGCUGGGUGCACCACAAAUUAGGAGCGAAUGUUAUUGAAGAUUUGAGGGGGUGUUGUACUGGAACUAUACCUUAGAGCACAGGGAUCUUAUUGGCAUCUGCAAACACACUGGUAAUGGCAUUGGGUCUGGGGUACUGGGAAGGAACCGUGGAUGUUGGGGGCGGGGAGGGAGGGGAAUCAUUAUUCUGGUAAUAAUACAUACUCUGCUUAUAAUGUAUAUAAAACAAAUGAACUAGAUAAGCCGGAGGUGUAAUGAUCAAAAAUAAUCUUUUCUGGGGUCUAAAACAUAGUGGCAUUAAAAACAAAAAUACCAAAAAGUAUGUAAGGCGUAACAAAUCUUUUAACUAGUAUUUCUCACCCCUCUCUUUAUAUAUUUUGAAAAAGCCAUGCACUAAGUAUUUCCUUGUUGUAGCAAGAUAUUACCAGUGGUCUCAUGGAUCUGGGAUAUAUUUCACCAGACGCAUGAUUGGAGCAUUUCUAGAUAUUGUUAAUCUUUAAAACUAUAGUUUUACAUGUGUGUAGUUAUAGUAUAUUAUGAACUAGUCCGUGAGGAAGGAAAUUCAGAAAACCUGCACUGUAAUGCUUGCUAAGGAAGUCUGGCUUCCUAUCAUACAACAAGGUCUGAAGUCUUUUACCAAUCACCCGGCCCUGCUCUCGGCACAUGUCCCUUCAGUUCCACAGCAGGCAUCACUAUCAAGUAGGAGACAGUAAUUUAUUAACGUUCUGUCACUGAAUGAGCAGAUUUCGAACACUGCCCUUGUACAGUUGUAGAGGUCUAUCCAGGAUUGAGGCAACUAUAAAAGCACAGGUGGAUCUAUGACAUAUUUGUAAAUAUACAUGCAUUUUAUUAAAAUUACCAAAAUAAAAGAAAAACCCCACACCACAGGUGUCAAAUACUCUGUCAGCACUUGUUAGGUCUGAAGCGGUUUUAAAGUCUGUUGUGGCAGCAAUGAAUUCUGGGUAUUUUACUGUUUGCCAAAUGAGUGUAUAGUGGUAUCUGCAGAAAAUAAAAUUGAAUUGUUUGUUAA